This is a messenger RNA of Zingiber officinale, 2048 nucleotides long. Its product is annotated as serine/threonine-protein kinase PBS1-like. The record is from RefSeq and is a predicted model, not a curated record. Gene Ontology annotation, biological process: protein phosphorylation. The transcript has 5 exons. Gene Ontology annotation, molecular function: ATP binding; protein kinase activity. NCBI's taxonomy places the organism in Eukaryota, Viridiplantae, Streptophyta, Magnoliopsida, Zingiberales, Zingiberaceae. Bases 286 to 1680 code for a protein of 464 amino acids.
AUGUGGAUCAAUAGAUUCUUAUAACAAGAUACUCGUAUGGGAUCCGACCGACGCAAACGCCUUCUCUUCCCCCCUUCCCAUUUUUGCUUCGCCUCGAUCUCCCCCCUCAUCGCCGACCUAAAAAAGUUCGAUUUUUGCAUGGUCGCGCGCAUCCGAUCCGAGAGCAAUCAACCUUGAUGCCCGGAAUCGAUUCGCCUGAGGUGGAGGCGAGGGGCAGUUUAUGGGCGAAAAAUCCGAUCUUUAGGGGUUGUCCGCCCCUUCAGCUCGGAUCUGAUCUUGCGGAAGAUGGGUUGCUUCCCGUGCUUCGAAUCACAGCGGGGAUUGGCGUUGAAUCCGAGGCGUCCAAAGAAUGAUGUGCGCGCGGAGCACCUGCACCCAAUGGUGCCUCCGCACAUUGAUCGAGUGUCUUCGUUAGCCAACAGUGGGAACGCUGGAAGCAAUUCAGGUACAAAGAAGGAGGUGCAAAGUGUAAAGGAUCUGUCUGGUGUGACCAUUUCAGCUCAGACAUUUACCUAUCGGGAACUUGCAGCUGCUACUAAAAAUUUUAGAGACGAGUGCUUCCUAGGUGAAGGUGGGUUUGGCUGUGUCUAUAAAGGGCAGCUUGAGAGCACUGGCCAGAUUGUGGCUGUGAAACAAUUAAACAGAAAUGGACUUCAGGGAAAUAGAGAAUUUCUUGUGGAGGUAUUGAUGCUCAGUCUAUUGCAUCACCAAAAUCUUGUAAAUCUUAUAGGCUAUUGUGCUGAUGGAGAGCAAAGGCUCCUUGUCUACGAGUUUAUGCCAUUGGGAUCAUUGGAAGAUCAUUUGCAUGAUCUGCCACAUGACAAGGAGUCACUGGACUGGAACACAAGGAUGAAAAUUGCUGCAGGUGCAGCCAAGGGGUUGGAGUAUCUGCAUGAUAAAGCUAUCCCACCAGUCAUUUACAGGGACUUCAAAUCUUCCAAUAUUUUAUUGGGCGAGGGAUAUCACCCAAAGCUGUCAGAUUUUGGCCUUGCUAAGCUUGGUCCAACUGGAGAUAAAUCUCAUGUAUCGACAAGGGUGAUGGGCACCUAUGGCUACUGUGCCCCAGAGUAUGCUAUGACUGGACAGCUGACAGUUAAAUCUGAUGUAUACAGUUUUGGAGUUGUAUUGCUGGAGCUGAUAACUGGGCGAAAAGCAAUUGAUAACACAAAACCACACGGCGAAGAAAACCUGAUUGCAUGGGCACAACCCAUGUUCAAUGAUCGAAGGAAACUCCCACGACUUGCUGACCCUAGAUUGCAAGGCCGAUUCCCGAUGCGUGGGCUCUACCAAGCACUUGCUGUAGCAUCAAUGUGCAUCCAAGAACAAGCUGCCAGUCGUCCUCUUAUAGCAGAUGUUGUCACUGCUUUGUCCUACUUGGCAAACCAAGCUUACGAUCUCAAUGCUUCACCUACCUCUAGUAGUAGAUCUGGGGGUGACCAAAGUGAAAGAAAAGUUCGUUCAGGUGGAAGAAUGAUAGUCAGAAAUGAGGAAGGGGGAGGUUCUGGUCAAAAAAUGGAACCUGAAGGAUCAGAAAGGCAGGACUCCCCCAGAGAAGUAGUUGGGCUCUUGAAAAAGGAUUUUGAUCGAGAGAGAGCUGUAGCAGAGGCAAAAAUGUGGGGCGAGAAUUGGCGGGAGAAGAUGCGAGCAAACUCACAUGAUACAUCAAAUGCAAAUAGCUGAAGAGGACACUUCUCUUCCCUUUUUAUUUUUCUGCACUAGGGAAGUGGGGAGUAUAGCAAUUGCUCGUUCCCAAGUUCAUGUAUCUUUCUUACUGAAGCGAGUAGUUCAUCUAAUUCCAGCCAGACAAGGAUUGGACUUGCAACGCGAUUAAGGGAAGCAACUGGACAUUUAUGUUGUUUAAGUCCAAGAAUUUUUGUAAGGGGGAGCAUAUAUAUUUUGCCUUUCGUCUACUUUGUGAUGGCUGGACGUUGUAAACUAUAAAAGCUUCCUGCACUGUUGUUGAAUUGUAGACAAAAUGUAUCUGAAUCCAAAGAUUCAAACUAUCUACAACAUCUUUAAACAGAUUGAAUGCUUUUCCGGUUGUAACA